GGCGCAAUGGAGCCUUGGUGCGGGGCAGGGGUCCGUGGGCAGGGCCCUCAGGGUCCCCGUGUGCCUGGGGCUUCCCGCACCCGCUCCCGCGCCCUUCUCCUGCUGUUGCUGCUGCUGCUGCUGCUCCUGCCUCGGCGGCCGGCAGGCAACUUGGCCGCAGGAGCAUCCCCGGGGACCGUCCCGACCGGCCCUGGAGUCUCCUGUGCCUCCAGAGGCAUCUGUCCCUCAGGCAGGCUUCGCCUUCCUCGGCAAGCCCAGGCUAACCAGACCACGACGGCUCCACCGAACUCACAGACCAUGGCUCCACUGAAAACGGUGGGAACUCUGGGCGUGAUGGACAUUACUGGGUCCGUUCUUAAGACGGUUCAUUCCAGCGACCUCCCCUUCUGUGGCUCCUCCCACGAGCCAGACCCUACUCUCAGGGACCCAGAAGCCAUGACUCGGCGGUGGCCCUGGAUGGUCAGCGUGCAGGCUAACGGCUCACACGUCUGUGCUGGCAUCCUUAUCGCUUCCCAGUGGGUGCUGGCUGUGGCCCAUUGCUUGAGCCAGAACCAUGCUAACUACACAGUGAGGGCGGGGAGCCCGUGGAUUAAUCAGACGGCAGGAACCAGCUCAGAUGUGCCAGUCAAUCGGGUCAUCAUAAACCGUGGCUACCAACCCAGGCGGUACUGGUCAUGGGUUGGCCGGGCUCAUGACAUCGGCCUUCUCAAGCUCAAGUGGGGGCUCAAGUACAGUAAAUACGUGUGGCCCAUCUGCCUGCCUGGCCUGGAUUAUGUGGUGGAGGACAGUUCCCUCUGCACUGUGACAGGCUGGGGAUAUCCCAGGGCUAACGGCAUCUGGCCCCAGUUCCAGUCCCUCCAGGAGAAGGAAGUCUCUAUCCUGAACAGCAAGAAAUGUGAUCAUUUCUACCACAAGUUCUCCAGAAUCUCCUCUCUGGUUCGGAUCAUCAACCCUCAGAUGAUCUGUGCCUCGGACAACAACAGGGAGGAGUUCUGCUAUGAGAUAACUGGCGAGCCCCUGGUCUGCUCUUCAGAAGGCACAUGGUACCUGGUGGGAAUGAUGAGCUGGGGCCCAGGCUGCAAGAAGAGCGAGGCCCCACCCAUCUUUCUGCAGGUCUCCUACUACCGGCCAUGGAUCUGGGACCGGCUCAGUGGGGAGCCCCUGGCCCUUCCAGCCCCAUCCAGGACCUUGCUCCUGGCUUUCCUUCUGCUCCUCAUCCUUCUGGGCACACUGUGACACUGCCAUGUCUCUCCUUCCUUCCCCUCCUCCUAAGUGCUGCUGUGGGGGUGGCACUCAGCCUGCCGGAGGUGGGGAGGAGCUAGCAGAGAUUAAACAC
Molecule: messenger RNA, 1336 nt
Organism: Mus caroli (Ryukyu mouse)
Lineage: Eukaryota; Metazoa; Chordata; Mammalia; Rodentia; Muridae
Gene: Prss50
Product: serine protease 50
Biological process (GO): proteolysis
Cellular component (GO): endoplasmic reticulum
Molecular function (GO): threonine-type endopeptidase activity; serine-type endopeptidase activity
Source: RefSeq, a predicted model, not a curated record